AUGGCUACUUCACUGCCUCCCAAAGAAGCCAACCUCUUCAAGCUUAUUGUUAAAUCAUACGAGACCAAGCAAUACAAAAAAGGCAUCAAGGCAGCUGAUGCUAUUUUGAAAAAAUUCCCAGACCAUGGAGAAACUCUAUCAAUGAAGGGUUUAACAUUAAAUUGCAUGGAUCGUAAGUCUGAAGCAUAUGAACUUGUUCGUCAAGGAUUGAAGAAUGAUCUUAAAAGUCAUGUUUGCUGGCAUGUUUUUGGUCUCCUUUAUCGGUCAGACAGAGAAUACAGGGAGGCAAUCAAGUGCUACCGAAACGCCCUGAGAAUAGAUCCUGACAAUAUUGAAAUUCUGCGUGAUUUAUCACUCUUACAGGCUCAAAUGAGAGAUUUAUCUGGCUUUGUUGAGACUAGACAACAACUUUUGACUCUUAAACCAAAUCAUCGCUUGAACUGGAUUGGCUUUUCUGUUGCCCAUCAUUUAAACUCUAAUGCGUCCAAGGCUGUGGAAAUUUUGGAAGCAUAUGAAGGCACGUUAGAAAAUGAUUAUCCUCCUGAUAAUGAACGGGGCGAGCACGGGGAAAUGAUUUUAUAUAAGAUCUCUUUGUUAGAGGAAUGCGGAUUUCUUGAUAAAGCUCUUGAAGAGUUACGCCAAAACGAAUCGAAAAUUGUUGAUAAACUUGCUUUUAAAGAACAAGAGGUUUUACUUGUAGUGAAGCUUGGUCAUUUAGAAGAAGCAGAAUCAUUGUACAGGAUAUUACUUUCCAUGAAUCCUGAUGAUUAUAGUUACUAUGAGGGUCUCCAAAAGUGUGUUGGUUUGUAUUUAGAAGAUGGGAAGUACUCUGCUGAUCAAAUAGAUCAGUUAGUUUCAUUGUAUGAAACACUUGGGCAACAAUAUAAGUGGUCUUCUGCAGUAAAGGUAACACUGUUCGUAGUUGUUAUUGCUAGUCAUUGA
Molecule: messenger RNA, 942 nt
Organism: Vicia faba (fava bean)
Lineage: Eukaryota; Viridiplantae; Streptophyta; Magnoliopsida; Fabales; Fabaceae
Source: the annotation of a GenBank genome assembly